This is a messenger RNA of Schistocerca gregaria, 1339 nucleotides long. RefSeq names its product mitochondrial chaperone BCS1-like. Gene Ontology annotation, biological process: protein insertion into mitochondrial inner membrane from matrix; mitochondrial respiratory chain complex III assembly. The record is from RefSeq and is a predicted model, not a curated record. Gene Ontology annotation, molecular function: ATP hydrolysis activity; ATP binding. Gene Ontology annotation, cellular component: mitochondrial inner membrane. The transcript is spliced from 4 exons. Lineage: Eukaryota; Metazoa; Arthropoda; Insecta; Orthoptera; Acrididae. Bases 77 to 1336 code for a protein of 419 amino acids.
AAAAGUAUACACCACAAAAAUUUCUUUUUUUGUUCAGAAGGAAGGUAGCCAGCAACCUGGCUCAGACGCUCGCGACAUGUCCACGCUCUCUUCACUCGUAUCUAGUCUAUCGUCGAAUCCUUAUUUUGGAGCAGGAUUUGGCCUCAUAGGUCUGGGAACAGGACUCGCGGCUGCUCGGCGGGGUACUCAGUUAGGCGCACAAUAUUUGAAAAAAAAAUAUUUGGUUUCUAUCGAAAUCCCCCACACAGAUCCAUCUUACUAUUGGUUUUUAAACUGGAUGGGCCACCGGGUUAAGACAACUCAACAGCUAAGUCUAAAAACGAGUUUCAUACGUCUAGAUAACGGUGCCGUAAAAACCAAGUUCGAUUUUUUUCCAAGCAUUGGAAAUCACUUUUUCAAAUAUAACAACACGUGGAUUCAAGUCGAGCGCGCAAGAGACAAACAAACAAGUAGCUCUUCGAGUAAUGGGACAAUAUGGGAAUCGGUAAAUGUCAAAAUGUUGGGACAAAACAAAAAAACUCUGUGCAAUUUGCUCGAAGAAGCCAGAGAAUUGGCUCUGAAAUCAGAAGAAGGAAAAACGGUCAUCUUCACAAGUUUUGGACCGGAAUGGCGUCCAUUUGGAUUUCCGAGACGUCGGAGGCCAAUCAAAAGUGUCAUUCUACCUUCUGGAGUUGCAAAUGCGAUUUUGAACGAUGUCAAGGAAUUUUCAAAUAAUUCCGAUUGGUAUGUCCAUAGAGGCAUUCCAUAUCGUCGUGGAUAUUUGUUGUAUGGACCUCCUGGGUGUGGAAAAUCCAGUUUUAUUCAGGCGCUUGCUGGAGAAUUACAAUUGAACAUCUGCCUGCUUAACCUGUCAGAACGGGGACUUACAAAUGAUCGUCUCAAUCAUUUGUUGACUGUAGCUCCAGAAAGAUCUGUUAUCCUAUUAGAAGAUGUCGAUGCUGCAUUUCGGUCGAGAGAAUCCAACACUGAAUCGAGUAAUACAAUUACAUUCUCUGGACUGUUGAAUGCACUAGAUGGGAUUGUUGCAGCAGAGGGCCGCAUUUUGUUUAUGACAACCAACCAUCCUGAGAGACUAGAUCCUGCGCUCAUCAGACCUGGAAGAAUUGAUAUCCAAGUCGGUUUGCCUCAAGCACAAACAGAACAAAUUGAAGAACUGUUUCGAAAAUUCUAUCCUGAAGCGACCGAAGCUCAAGUCAAACGCUUCGCGUCACUAAUACCUAAUAACUCCCUGAGCAUGGCUCAACUGCAGGGUUUUCUUCUGUUGCAUAAAGACGCACCACAUAAAGCAAUUGAGAAAACAACUGAAUUUUUGACAGCUGUUAAUAAACACACAUAAUCC